UCUCAGAGAACUGUGAUCAUCUUUAAUGGAUAAAGGCUUCUUCAGAGCUGUGUCUGUGUACGGCUGUAGUUGGAGGGUGAAUGCUCCACAGUAGCAUUCCCUGACUUCCUUCAAGCCUGGCAAGUAUCAGUUACAUAGAAGAUGCCCCUGGAAGUUACGUUUCAGAUUUCUUUUUUUAACUUUUCAGAACAUCAGCUAAGUAAUAACUUUGUUUUGUUUUUGUUUUUGGUAUAUUGGCCGCCCCGGGGCCGGCCAUGGAGUAGACAUUCACGUACUUUAGUUAACAAAUGUUUUUGCUAAAGUUGGGUUGUACUAAAUUAUUCCACCCUGAUUUUGUGUGCUAAUCCAUGUAUAAUAAGGAAGUAAUAGAGCGCAUGCGGUAUUCUUAGGUUUCGUUAAUACAUUUAAUUGCUUAACCUUUAGAAAUGGGAGUGAACUAAAACCAAAUUUUAGCUCAACUAUCUUUCUUUCUGGACAUUGUAAUCAAAUUUCAGUAGAUGCACUUCAGUAACUUAAAUAAGGCCUUUGUGCUGAGGCACACGUCAGUGCAAAGGAGAAUCACAUCCAAGUCUUUACUCUGAAAAUACAGAAGUUAUAUGAGCUCCUCACUGGAUAACCAUUAUGCCAGAAUUAACUUUUCAGGUACUUGUGGAGCCGAUGAGAUUUACUGGCUUAUAUUGUCAUCCACUGUGUAACUCUUCCCCAACAUCUGCCUGCAGGAAGAAGACAGUUAGGAUGUCUGUGGUAACUGGAAGGCUGAGAGAUCCUGACAUAAAUCCUUGCUUGUUGGAAUCUGAUGCUUCUACCAGAUGUAUGGAUGAAAAUAACUAUGACAGAGAAAAGUGUUCCACUCACUUCUUGAAGUACAAAAACUGCCGGAAGUUCUGGAAUUCUGUCAUGAUCCAGAGAAGACGGAAUGGAGUGAAGCCGUCUAUGCCUACAGCCGCAGAGAGAGACGUAAUCUUGGGAGCAGUGGGCAAGAUGCCCUAUUGAGUGUUUGCAUUAAAGUGGUUUAUUUAACUCAGAAGCAGAUGAACAUGUUUAAUAAGUGGUUACGGUAACUUCUUAAGACCUUCCAGGCCUUACCCAGACAGAUCUCAGAUUCCACCAGGGGAAGCCCUGUGUCCUCUGUGUUUGCUCUCAGUGCCAUAACGAGAGCAGGCCACUCUGGCUGUGCUGUGUCACCAAGUUUACAAGACUUCCUGAAGGCAAGGGAGCGUCAGGAAAGACUCCAUGAAGAGUUGAGCUUUGCUGCUGGGUUUCGAAAGAGAAGUAAGUCGUGAACGAGGAAGGACUUAAUGGGGGUGAAAGGGAAGCAGUGCUUGUGAUGUGAGUGACAGCAUGACGGAGGGAAAGCUGGAGCCACAUCUGGAGAGCACUGUGUAGACGGUUCCCCUGGAGGGUGAGGUGGGGCACUGAGUGGCGGGGAGAAGACGGGAAGGUAAAUCCAGGCUGGGUGCGUGGUGGGCGUCUAAUACCAGUGCGUUGGUAAGAUCCCUGCCCUGACUUCACUCACGUACCUCGGUUAAAAAAGGUUAGGGGAGCAGAGGGGAAAGGCAGGGUUGGCUUAAGUGGCAUGAAAAAGAACUGGCUUUCUUCAUUUUCUUUCUUUAAGGAAAGGCUUAGUCAAAGGGUUCUGUAACUCAGAUCUGUGAAUACUGGCCAACCUUGUGAAGGGGUGGUAUCCUUGAACCACAGUAAUGGAAAGAAAAGGUGAUACUUUCAGAAGUAGGAUUUCUACUUGCAGGAUGAGGUGGACAAGAAGGGUUUGGGGCUCAUCAGGUGACUGCAACACAGGAUGAGGCUGGAGCUCAGCUUCAGUGUAUGAUGUGAAAGCAGGAACGUUCAGUAUAGUGACCGGGGUGGAUUGUGUAGCAGCUCUCCCGCUCACUGCCUCUUAAAAUCCAGUUUGUUUCAUUUACAGAAUUGUACAAGAUAACAUUAUUUGAUAAGAUUUAAUGUACUUAUAAAGUCAGUGAAAACAAAUAGUUUGUGUCCCUUUUUUUCCUCUGGUCCCGGAGCAAGAGUAUUAUUUUAACGGAUGCUGACAACAGACUAUCCAUCUCGUUGGUCUGAAUCCAAAACCCAGGUCAGAUGUUUUUAAGUCAUAUGAUCUUGAUUUCCAAAUGUGAUUCUAUUUGAGUAAAAGAUGGAUUCUUUCAGAAAUUCUUUGAUUUGUACUGAUUGCUCUAAAAUGAUGGAUUAAAAUAGGAGCUGACAAGAAACUAAUACAUACUGUGUAAGAAGCAUUUCAGUACUAGUAAGCUUGUUCAAGGGUUUGGAAUUUUAAUGUCACCCUUUUAAAGGUACGUACCAACAGCAGCAUUCAUCCGGUAGCUAUUUGUCCUGGCCUAGCCCCCCCCCUUUUUUU
Kogia breviceps (pygmy sperm whale) is the source of this 2371-nucleotide messenger RNA. RefSeq names its product coiled-coil-helix-coiled-coil-helix domain containing 7 (gene CHCHD7). The record is from RefSeq and is a predicted model, not a curated record. Gene Ontology annotation, cellular component: mitochondrion. Lineage: Eukaryota; Metazoa; Chordata; Mammalia; Artiodactyla; Physeteridae. Gene Ontology annotation, biological process: mitochondrial respiratory chain complex assembly.